UUACUACAAAUUAUUCCGUCUCGCUGUUGUUCAACUGCUUGGAAGUGCUCUUUUUCUACAGCGAUACUUGGUCCCUACGUUGAAUAGACAGACAUUUAAUGUACAUCACCCUCGGUUCGGAAGCCAUGUUCUGCCUGGCCCGCAACAAAGAUGUCAAUAAACCAAAAGAACUUCUGUCUGAAAGUCGUAUCACCGCACAAACCGACUGCCCCGUUAACUAUUCAACGUUGCCGCUAUCACAGGCGACGCGGCGUCGACGAGUGCGCUUUGUAUUCUUUUCGGUUUUCCAUCUUGCCUUAUUAUGAUUAUUAUUGCUGCCGUCGUUUCACGCAAAAUCUGACUGGAGAUACCGUUGGCUAUUUUCCAUUUUCCAGUCUGAUUUUUUCCUUUAUCAUUCAAGCGUGCGACGUUGCCGUUCGAAGUGGAGAGGCGAUUUCGGUCGAUCUGGCUGGCAACUGGCUGGCGAGAUGAAAAUAUCGUGGCGCCAUGUCUUGUUUCGCUAGUCAGGGCCAACUAGGCGUUAGGCGAUUGUCUGACUAACACGUCUAGUCACCCGCUUAUGAUGAUAUGGCCGGCGAUGUUGGUGGUGAGCUGAUCGUGCCAUUGCAGUCCUAGCAUGCACAAGCAUUGAACGACGUUCGCAAGUUCUAGCAAUAGCAGCAGCAGCAGCAGCAGCAGCCACCUCUAGCGGCAUCUGUGGGAAGUGCAGUUUUAAUCUGUCUGCGGCUGUACAAUAUAGCAGACAAACAGAUACACCAAUGAAAACAGGAACUGGCUGUUAGCGUCUCGGCAUGCGGCGCUGGAAGCAGUGAUAAAAUUACUGAGUUGCGUUGAAAGCUACUAUCGACCUGAUAAAAAGGUUAGUGUGACCUACGUGCUAGGGGUCAACGGAGCCGUCGAUUCGAUUUUAUCAUCAGUCGUACAAUCGUCAACUGAAAGGUCGCUGCAAUCGACGGCAGAAUGAAGUGAGCCUCAAACGCACUGUACAGGCAAUCCGUAUAAGUUCCAAUUCAGGGUAUACCCGAACGCGAUAUAACUUAAUUGGAUUAGAUUGAGAACCUCCGCUUUCGACGUCGUCAUAAUCGAUACACGCGGCAGACGAUUACAGCGCUAAAAAUUCGGUAGCUUGGGCCAAGAGUUUAGCAGAAGUUUUUUUUAUGGUAUCUGAGGAAGUGGAAGCGACUACUUGGUUAUUUGCUGGUGUCAGUGGAUUCGCAUUAUACUGGUGACACCUUUCACAGAGAUUCCUGUUCAAGCCGACGCAAGUGAUACCAGCAAAAAUGAAUUUGAUGUAUGACAGUUCGCUAAGCAAACUGGCGGUGGGUCUACCUUCAGAUGGUAUUGUUUUAGACAACAGAACAUCGACGGGACUCUUGCAACGUGAUUUCAGCCAGUCCAGUUGUAUAAAGGGUGACACGGCUCAAAAAAAGAGCAUCAUCAUGUCGUUUCUCAAAGAAAGCACUUUGAUGCACAUGAUUCUGGUAGGAACUUACCUCACACUUGGGCUAUUUAUCAAUGUGGUACAGGCUGUCGCAUACUGUUUUAUUCGGCCAGUGAACGCGCGUUUCUACAGGAAUCUUAACGGAUACCUCACCUAUGCACACUGGAACCCUGUCACAACGUUGGGGUUCUGGUGGAGCGGGUCGCAGUGUCGUGUAUGGUGUCAAGACGAGGAGACGGCGCGUUCGUUUGGCAAGAACCACGCCCUCUUGCUGAUGAAUCACACGUAUGAGGUUGACUUUCUUUACUGCUGGAUGCUGUUCGAUAUGCUAGACGUACUGGGAUCAAGCAAAGCCGUAGUGAAGAAGAUGCUCGCGUACGUACCGAUCAUCGGCUGGAACUGUGUUUUUGGUGACCAGAUCUUUCUCGAACGCAACUGGGAGAAGGAUCGUGAGACACUGUUGAGCAAACUCGAUACUUUACUGAAGUAUGAGGAUACUAUGAUUCUGACGAUGUUUUCAGAAGGCACGAGAUUUACGGAAGCGAAACAUCAAAUGUCGCUUAAGUUUGCAAAGGAACAUGAACUUCCAAUUCUGAAACAUCAUCUUUUGCCGCGGCCUAAGGGAUUCGUUCUCUGCGCUCAGCAUUUCCAUAAUAAAUUGGACUAUCUGUAUGAUGUGGAAAUCGCCAUGCCGAAAAAUCAAAACAAUCCAGCUAGCAUCAGCACAAUUCUUCGAGGAAAGCCAAUUAUAGCAGAUAUGUACGUAAGAAGAUUUGCCUUCAAGGAUCUGCCCACCGACGACGAGAAGCUUAAGGCCUUUCUGUACAGACUGUACCAGGAGAAAGACGAUAUUAUGGAGUACUACCUGACACAUAAUUAUACCUUUCCUAAAGGUUGUGUACGAAUGUCUAUUAGUCGACCGCCGCACCGAGCGACAAUCUAUCUGACGCUGUUGGGGGGUUUCGCGGGUAGUUUUCUCUAUUGGGCAGUGAAUGCCUUUUAUCUUGCACCCUCAUUCCCGCAAAUGGUCACCGUAUCUUCUAUCGUCGCCAUCUUGUAUAGCUCCAUGCAUUAUCUUGUGGGUCUAACGCAGGCAAACAAAGCAUCGCAGUACGGAACUGAGAAAGUCAGCAGCAAGAAAGAUUCCGAAAAAAAAGAAGAUUAAGUAGUAAAAGUCUUCACCUCAAAACAUCACGAAGAAGGUCUAGAGCCAGGUUUUACAAUGGUGAAGCGACAGGACGAAACGCUGGCGGAUCAUAAAUUUGUGAACAGAAACAGGUCCUUACGCUACAGGCGGCGCUAUUGUAAACUUUCAAAAAGCUUGGAAAAUAAGUAACUUUUUCCAGAUGGAUUCUCUCACAGGCUUGGAUCGCUAAUUACACCCUGUGGGCCGAUUUUUAGAGAGUCAAAGAUGGUUUUAGGUCUACUAAUGCGAUGACUGAUUAGUAGAGCUAUUUUUGCAUUUUACGAACAGAAGGAUACAGCUUCCUAGUAUUACCUGGAAAACGCCAACCGAGGGCAUAGGAUAUGCUUUUAAUUACAAAACGUUGAAUUUCGAAGCCCGAUAUGCAUGUGGUGUUUCUCACAUACGUAGUUCACAGGGAUGCAACAAUUACAGAGAAAUGUGGCAUUUAUGUAUCUAAGUUUAUAAGAAACCGUUUAUAAGGAAA
Molecule: messenger RNA, 3111 nt
Organism: Varroa destructor (honeybee mite)
Lineage: Eukaryota; Metazoa; Arthropoda; Arachnida; Mesostigmata; Varroidae
Product: 1-acyl-sn-glycerol-3-phosphate acyltransferase gamma-like
Cellular component (GO): endomembrane system
Molecular function (GO): 1-acylglycerol-3-phosphate O-acyltransferase activity
Source: RefSeq, a predicted model, not a curated record